GAUGUGUUCCCUUUUAGAAUUGUGCCUCCAAUUAAUGCUCAGUAUGUUAUGGUCCAACUCAGAAAUAGAAACUUCUUGCAGCUUGCUGAAGUACAAGUCUUUUCUGAAUUUAAUAACAAACUUAUCAACUUGGCUUUAAGGAAGCCUGCAAAACAAAGCAGUAAUUUCAAUUCUGCCGCUGUUGCUAAAUUGGCUGUGGAUGGUAACAAGGAUGGACGUUGGAAAUCUGGUUCUGUGACUCACACAAGAAACGAUUAUCAGGCUUUCUGGGAAGUUGAUUUGAUUUCCGAAUCGGAAAUUUCGACUAUCAACAUUUUCAACAGAAUCGAUUGCUGCGGGAAUCGGCUUACAAAUUUUUACAUCAACUUUUAUGACUAUACACACAGUCUUGUCAAAACAUUGGUUCAUGGAUCUACAACACAACGUCUGUAUUCAUUUAGCUUAGUCCCUUCUGUUGUGGCUCAGUAUGUUCGAGUACAGCUUAAGUCUCGAAACUACUUGUCUUUGGCUGAGGUUCAAGUCUAUGGCAAAGUUGUAAAACGACACAGAAACGUCGCCAUUGGAAAGCCUGCUAGUCAAAGUUCUACGUACCGUCAUUCUGCAAACCCCAUUGCCUCCAAAGCUGUCGAUGGCAAUACAAACGGCGUCUUCACCGCUAGGACUACAACACACACGAAUAGAGACAACAAGGCGUGGUGGAAGGUGGAUUUGCGGCAGGAAUAUGCAAUCACAGCGGUCGUUUUGUAUAAUCGGAUCGACUGCUGCAAAGACAGGCUGCAAUACUUUGAUGUCAUAUUGUCUGAUGGAAAGGGGAAUGUAGCCAAGAAAAUACCACACGAAAAAGGAGUGAAAGAUACGUUUCCUUUUAAAAUUGAGCCUCCAAUUAAUGCUCAGUAUGUUAUGGUCCAACUCAGGAAUGCAAACUACUUGCAGCUGGCUGAAGUACAAGUCUUUUCUGCUGCGUAGGCAUGGUGUUCAGCCCAUGGAAAGGCGAGAUCUUGAAUUUCAGGGGAAAGACUUAGUCGCUGGUUGACUUUGAGCUUCGCUUUACUGCUUUUUCUGUCUGUUGCUGCUUAGUCAAUGAUUUGUUUAGUUUGAUGCGUUGGAAGUGACAGUUGCAAUGAGUAUAGUUGCUAGUGGCUGCUUUGAAUGGAUAAGAAACGUAGAGAAAGCUGAAUUAGAUUAUUGAUUUAGAAUGUAUUGAACAUGCAAGUUGAAA
Corticium candelabrum is the source of this 1219-nucleotide messenger RNA. RefSeq lists its product as uncharacterized. The record is from RefSeq and is a predicted model, not a curated record. NCBI's taxonomy places the organism in Eukaryota, Metazoa, Porifera, Homoscleromorpha, Homosclerophorida, Plakinidae. The transcript has 4 exons. Bases 49 to 966 code for a protein of 305 amino acids.